AUUGGGCAAGAUUAGUGUAAUCCCUGGAUUGUCUCCAAUGCGGCCUGCUGCUCAGUGACGCUGAUUUGUCCUACGUUAUCUCGGCACCCCACAUGGAAAUUGGCUUGUUCUUCUCUCGCGGCACGCAAAAGAAGCACGGCAUAUAUAGUCACCACCCCCUUUCAUCCAACUCCCCAAUAUUCUCACCCCUCUUUCACCUUCAAAAUGUCCUACAAUUCCGGUCACUACAACUUGAAAUACAACCACUUCCACGUCACCAAGCCAGCAGAGCACGUGGCGCAUGUGGAGAUCAACCAGCCAAAGACCUUCAACGCCUUCUUGUCCACCACCUGGCACCAGUACAAGGAUCUUAUUUUGGAGCUCGACGCCGAUCCAGAGGUCAAGUGUAUCAUCAUCUCCGGUGUCGGUCCACACUUUUCCAGCGGCUUAAACUUGCAGGGUGCCAUCGAGGACAUGCUGGGCUUCUUUAAGGGCGACUCCCACGGCUCGGUAGUCACAAAGUCCGAGAGCAUCACCAAGAACGGCGACAUGUACAAGCACAUUGUCGACUUCCAGGACUGUAUUGCGGCAACAGCACAGAUCGGCACCCCAAGCAUCGGGGUCGCUCACGGAAUCUCGUAUGGCUUGGCGAUUGACUUGUUGGCCACCACCUCCAUCAGAUUGGCCGUCAAGAAAUCUACUCGUUUCUCCAUCAAGGAGAUUGAUAUUGGGCUUGUGGCGGAUAUCGGGUCCUUGCAGAGAAUGCCAGCCUUGGUGAACAACAAAUCCCGGUUGAACGAAUUGGCGUUGACCGCCAGGGAGUUUAAGGGCGAGGAGGCCUUGGAGUUGGGCUUUGUCAGCGAGUUGGCCGACACUAAGGAACAGGCGUUGGAAAAGGCGUUGGCAAUUGCCAAGAACAUUGCCAGACACGAGCGUUGGUGUAUCGAGGGUACUAAGCGCGAGGUCCAGUUUAUGGUCAAUGGUGGGAGCGUCAACGACGGGUUGGACCGAGUCGCCAUCUAUCAGGCCGACCAUCUCGGCCAAGAGUUUGUCGAUGGUUUGGUCAGAUUAAGUAAGUCUAUGGCCCCUGUUAAGUCUAAGGCCAAGUUGUAAGAAUUUUAAACUAUGCGCGUUUUACAUGUCUG
This is a messenger RNA of Babjeviella inositovora NRRL Y-12698, 1124 nucleotides long. RefSeq lists its product as uncharacterized. The transcript has a single exon. Gene Ontology annotation, cellular component: mitochondrion. Gene Ontology annotation, molecular function: delta(3,5)-delta(2,4)-dienoyl-CoA isomerase activity. Lineage: Eukaryota; Fungi; Ascomycota; Pichiomycetes; Serinales. The record is from RefSeq and is a predicted model, not a curated record. The coding region runs from base 205 to 1092 and encodes 295 amino acids.